Messenger RNA from Tuber melanosporum (Perigord truffle), 994 nucleotides. RefSeq lists its product as uncharacterized. The record is from RefSeq and is a predicted model, not a curated record. NCBI's taxonomy places the organism in Eukaryota, Fungi, Ascomycota, Pezizomycetes, Pezizales, Tuberaceae. The transcript is spliced from 2 exons. The coding region runs from base 545 to 994 and encodes 149 amino acids.
GGCUGGGAAGAGCGACUUCCAACGCACUUACUCGUACAGGCGUCGCUCUGCGAUUCUCUCUGAUAACCAUACAUAUACCUUUGCCUUUCCUCUAUGAUAUUGGAUUUCACUUAUGUUCCAUUAUAUUAUCGUAGCCGGCUGUGCACUGAUUAUUAUGCGGUAUCAGAGGUUCUCGGCAUUGGCUCUACCUCCGAAACCUCGAUCUACACGAAUGCGGUUGAUAUGUGGUCCCCUGGCAAGGAGCGAGGCCGUUUUGUUCACUUGGAGAUAUCAUAAGCUACUACUACAAAAAGGGAAAUCUUCUCGCGGAAAAAUUAAGCAAGCCGACUACACCAAUAUAAGUGAGACCGGGAAAUGGCUUAUCCAGGCCCUUGUGGAUACAGAUCCAGAAGGACGUCCAAGUUCUGUGAAGGCAGGAAGUCAUGUAUGGUUAGGGGGACAUGCAAUGGAUGGGAGAAGGGUGAGAGAUCGUGCGUUACUGAACUCCUUUGAGUACUGGUCGGACUAUAGAGGUUACGACUUCCGGAACCAGCGGGGUAUGAAUAUGGCCGGAGAACCCUAUGGUACCCCGUUUUUUAUACCCAAUGGCCUGGACACCCCAGUUAAUCCCUUUCACCUUAAGCCCACGUUGGAAUCGAGUUACACUAGUGACGUUCCGCCUCUCCUUGAACCCCGCUACCCUUCAUGGCAUCUUGGUCACGCCCCACUCAGCAGCCACGCGAUCGGUGGGUAUCCUAAGAGAGUGGUUGGAAUAGGUCAGGAAAGGGCGCCUCAGGAGAUGGCGGCAGAACCUGUUAAAGAGUUGAUCGACAUAACAACCAAGCCUAUUCGCAAGUCCAUUCCGCCCGGGAAUACUCCAGGAAUUGGCAGGCGCCCGACGUCGCACGAGGCGGUCUUCACUCGGCCUGGGGCAGCGACACAUCAGGACGAUGGUCUCCUGGUCGGAGGGCGGGCCCUACGGGAUGAGAUAGUAGCGCUUAGGGUAGAGCUGUGA